UCCCCAAGGAAAACGACUGGCCAAACUGAAGGCUGUGUUAUCUCUGCUGGGAUGUCGUUGUCUGAAAGUGCUGCGUCAUGUAAAGUGAGUGAAGAACCCCCCCCUUCACCCCCUCCUGACCCCCUGAGGCUGGUUCUGCUGGGACGGACCGGAACAGGCCGGAGCUCCUCUGGAAACACCAUCCUGGGCCGGACCGCCUUCUGCGUCAACGUGUCCCCCUCCUCCGUCACAACACACUGCACCACACACACAGGGGCGGUGCUCGGGAGGAGGGUCUCUGUGGUGGACACCCCGGGCUUCCUGCACACACACCUGUCCCCUGAAGAGGUCAUGAAGGAGGUGGGACGAUCCGUGGCGAUGUCUUCUCCGGGGCCUCAUGCCUUCCUGGUGACCCUACAUCUCGGCAGGUUCACCCCGGAGGAGAAGGAUGCGUUGGAGUGGGUGAAGGCCACGUUUGGGCCUGGAGCCGCCAUGUUUACAGUGGUUCUGUUCACCUGGGGGGGGCAGCUACGAGGGAAACGGGUGGAGGACUUCCUGGGGGAGAGUCCUGAGCUGUGGGAGUUUGUUAACAGCUGUGGGGGGUAUCAUGUUUUUGAGAAUAGUGAAACACAUGAAACCCCAACCGGCUCACAACAAGUAAUUCAGCUUUUAAACAAGAUAGAUGAGGUUGUGGCGAAAAAUGGAGGCAGUUGCUAUAGCAAUGAUGCGUUUAAGGAGGCUCAGAGGGCCGUGAAGGACGCACAGGAGAGGAUUCUUGGAGAGAGAAGACACAACGUUGAUCAAGAGAAAGAGGAGCAGAGGUCGGAGGUGGAGAAGAAGAGGGAAGAGGAGGAGAGGAAAAGGGUGGAGAGGCUUUUCUGGUGCGAGCUGGUGACAGCGGUGGGGAAGGGGGCAGCGGAGGGGGCCGGGAUCCUGGGGAAGGACGAGGCGAAAGGGAAGGAGGUGAGGAAGGUGAAGGUGAUGGGGAGGGCGGCGGCUCUGGCAGCGUCGCCUCUCUCCAUCACUUCUGCUGCUAAAGCCGUGGGUGGAGCUGUGAGGGAAGGGAGCAAGGUGCUGUAUAAACACAGGAAAACCUUCAUGAAAACUCCACACUGAAAAGUCACUCAGGUGGAUAAUGUCAGGAUGCAAAUCAUUUGAUUUAUUUUUUAUUAUCGAUGUAAUAAGAUUUUUGAAGAUGUCACUAAAAGUGUACAAUGUGUCCUAUUUUACUUAUACAUGUUUUAUUAUUUUUUUAUCCUUUGUUGCACAUUUUUAC
Molecule: messenger RNA, 1255 nt
Organism: Notothenia coriiceps (black rockcod)
Lineage: Eukaryota; Metazoa; Chordata; Actinopteri; Perciformes; Nototheniidae
Product: GTPase IMAP family member 7
Exons: 3
Coding region: 52-1095 (347 amino acids)
Molecular function (GO): GTP binding
Source: RefSeq, a predicted model, not a curated record